Molecule: messenger RNA, 315 nt
Organism: Rotaria sp. Silwood2
Lineage: Eukaryota; Metazoa; Rotifera; Eurotatoria; Philodinida; Philodinidae
Source: the annotation of a GenBank genome assembly
AUGUAUUCUAAUAUAGCCAAACGUCGUAAUUCAGCUAUGAAUCCAAUCAUUCUUCUUCAGAAUGAUUUCAAUGAUGGACAAACUCUUGACUUGGCUCCAUUUCAAGUGAAUAUUCAAGCAUUAAUGACUAUGGGUUUUAAUCAAGUCAAAGUCUUGGAAGCAUUAUUAAUCACAGAAAACAAAACAGUUGAGCUAGCAAUUGAAUUAUUAGUCCUGAUCCCCGCUGCAUAUGAAAUUAGAAAGCAGGAAACUAUUGCAAGAUUAGGAAAAUCUAUUAAAUCUAAUAAUAAUUCUAAUAAUCAUAAAAUAAAAUGA